This is a messenger RNA of Tripterygium wilfordii, 1688 nucleotides long. Its product is annotated as protein trichome birefringence-like 3. The transcript is spliced from 6 exons. The record is from RefSeq and is a predicted model, not a curated record. NCBI's taxonomy places the organism in Eukaryota, Viridiplantae, Streptophyta, Magnoliopsida, Celastrales, Celastraceae. Gene Ontology annotation, cellular component: Golgi apparatus. Bases 68 to 1309 code for a protein of 413 amino acids. Gene Ontology annotation, molecular function: O-acetyltransferase activity.
UCCGUCUCUGGUGCUCUGCUUCUCUUUACCCCUUCAACAUUUAGCAGCUCCAUUUCCUUCUAAUCGAAUGAAUUCUCCAAAACGAAAGAUUCCUCUCUCCAUUAUUGCUGUCUUAUUCUGCAGUUUAACAUUCGUUACUCUCUUAUAUACAGAGAGAGUAAGUUUUUCUUCCUCUUCAAUUUCCCAGAUUAAGUACUUGUGCUCUAGCAUCGCCUCCAAAUCCAAUUCUUAUUUUAAAUGCGGAAUCGACGAUGGGUCUCGGUUCGAUCCAGAAGAGUGCAGUGUUGUCCAUGGAAAAUGGACCUUCAACAAGUCUUUUAAUCCUCUGUACACCGACACUUCAUGUCCAUAUCUAGAUAGACAAGUCUCUUGCAUCAUGAAUGGACGCCCAGAUUCAGAUUAUCUCCACUGGGAAUGGCAGCCACGUAACUGUACCUUACCUAGGUUUGAUCCAGAUCGUGCCCUCAAGAAACUUCGAGGGAAAAGGCUAAUGUUCGUUGGGGACUCAGUACAGAAAUAUCAAUGGGAGUCUUUCGUUUGUAUGAUUGCAUCAAUUAUACCUGAAGACAAGAGGUCAAUGGAGGCACAAGGACUUGCUCAUUCAAUCUUCACAGCCAAGGAAUAUGAUGCUAAAAUAGAAUUCUAUUGGGCUCCAUUUCUGAUUGAGUCGAAUACGGAUAUUGAUAUUGUAGCAGAUCCUGACAAGAGAGUACUAAAAGUGGAUUCAGUCGCCAAGCAUGCCAAGUACUGGGAAGGAGUGGAUAUCCUUGUGUUCAAUACUUACAUAUGGUGGACAAGUCGCUUGUCUGUGAAAACCCUAUGGGGUUCAUUUGCAAAUGGAGAAGAAGGGUACGAAGUGAUGGACACUCGCGUUGCUUACAGAAUGGCUUUGCGGACUUGGGCUAACUGGAUUGACUCCACUGUAAAUCCCAACAAAACAAGAGUCUUGUUCACCACCAUGUCCCCAAUACACAUAAAGAGCGCGGAAUGGAACCACACAAAUGGGAUAAAAUGCUACAAUGAAACCAGACCAGUCAUGAACAAGUUUUGGGGGAGCAACUACGAUGGCUGGGUAAUGAGUGUGGUGGAUAGCGUUAUGAGCAGAAUGAAAGUUCCGGUCACCUUCAUCAACAUAACUCAACUAUCUGAUUACCGCGUGGAUGGACACACAUCCGUUUAUACAGAGAGGGGAGGCGAAUUGUUGACUGAAGAACAGAAAGCUGACCCAUUACACCAUGCAGAUUGCAUACAUUGGUGUUUGCCAGGAAUUCCUGAUACAUGGAAUCAGAUUCUUCUUGCAUACUUGUAGCAAUAGCUUGCAGAGCCCAUUCUGAACUUUCCCUUUGCACCAUACUCUCAAAUUGCUCAAUAACUUCUUCAUCAUUCAUCCCACUGACCAACCUAAUUUUUGAACAAAUUUUCUAUGUCAGAAUUUGCUUCCUCUCAUGUACUCUUUUGUCCCUCUAAUGACACAAACAUUGCUGAAGUUAGUUUCCUGAAUCUGAUCAUCCCCCUCAUUUUGGAUUAUCCUCUUUGCUUUCCUUGCUGAAUCCCUUUGUUCUUAAAUAUUUGUUUGAUGGCGUCCCUGAGAUCGGAUUCUACUCCAAAAAAACAGGACCCAAAUGUGUUUCCAUUGGUUAUUAAGGUGUUCCUUUGCUUUGAAGUGAAGUACUCUCGUGUUCAAUACU